Messenger RNA from Didymodactylos carnosus, 857 nucleotides. Lineage: Eukaryota; Metazoa; Rotifera; Eurotatoria; Philodinida; Philodinidae. The record is from the annotation of a GenBank genome assembly.
GUGGAUGGUGGCAGUAUGAUCAAAGAGCAAAUGCGGAUAUCGAUGCAGCAUUUACGAACGGUCAACGAAAGAUCGAUUUGCUAAUAGCUGGUUUUGUCUAUGUUAUUGAUUUUGAAAAUAUGUCGCAGUAUAGACAAAAUGAAACACAACGCCGACGAAGAAUUAAAUAUGAUUUAGUAACAGCAUUAAAAAAAGGCAUUGGUGGUCUAAAAUUAAACGAUAGACAAAGGCGAGAUAAUCAAGGCAAUCAGCCUCCAUUGCUCGUACCAUCAACAGUAUCAACUACUGUCGUCACUUCUUCACCACAGUCUUCGCAUACUACUCGAUUAUCACCAGGCACAAAUAUUGUUCCAUCGUUAACAUCAUUGGUUUCGUCUGCCACGGAUACAUCACCAAUUCAACUUUCAUCCUCUCUAACGGCUGAUAAUAAUAGCGAAAAUAAUAAUUUACGCUCCGAUGCUGAUGGUGGAGAAGAAACAUCAGUCUCACAGAUAACUCUCCUCUUAAAUCGAUCGAUAAUUGAUGAUUCUGUACCAUUACGCAGACCGAUGUUGGGCACACCAAAUUAUCAAACGUCGAGAUCAAUAAAUGGAAUUAACAAUAGUUCUACCGUUCGAAGUUACGUGGGUAACUUCGAAUCGGAUAGUUCUAGUGAUAAUGAGCAGAAUCAUGAGGAGGAGGAAACCAAUUGUAUUCGACCAACAUUAAUUGGUGAAGGGAAUAAUAAUAUUAGCCGUCGCUCAGAUUUUUUACUUGGUUCUUCAACCACAACGUCAGACAGACAAUUACACAACAAUAGCUCAACAUUAUUGCCAGAUUCAGUAUCGGAACUGCAUGUUGCACCUUCUACUGAUUAA